CAAAAGCGGAAGAGAAUUCACAGCGUGGAGAUCCGGUGUUGGCUCUUCAGAUCACUGCUGUUCUAACGCUUCUGCACGAACUUGCUCACUGUCGGUUGGGAUUUGUCUUUUUUUUUUUUGUCGGUCAUCAUGCCGUUAAAGUUUGAGCUGUGCCCCGGUAGAAUGAUCGGAGGUUCGAAUCCGUGUUUCAUCAUAGCCGAAAUCGGACAAAACCACCAGGGGGAGAUUGAAAUUGCCAAGAAAAUGAUCAAAACCGCUAAGGACUGCGGUGCUGACUGUGCCAAAUUCCAGAAAAGUGAACUGGAGUAUAAAUUCAACAAGCAAGCCUUGGCACGGCCUUACAACUCCAAACACUCCUGGGGCAAAACCUAUGGUGAACACAAGCGCCAUCUGGAGUUCAGUCAUGAGCAGUACAGGGAGCUGCAGAGAUAUGCACAGGAAGUGGGCAUUUUCUUCACCGCUUCAGGAAUGGAUGAGAUGGCAGUAGAAUUCCUGCACGAGGUCAAUGUGCCUUUCUUCAAAGUAGGUUCUGGAGACACCAACAACUUCCCCUAUUUGGAGAAAACUUCAAAAAAAGGCCGCCCCAUGGUCGUGUCCAGUGGGAUGCAGUCCAUGGAGACAAUGCGCCGGGUCUACCAAACAGUGAAGCAGUACAACGAAAACUUUGUCAUCUUGCAGUGUACCAGCGCUUAUCCACUGGAGGCUGAGGACGUCAACCUCAAAGUUAUCACGGAAUAUCAGAAGGAAUUUCCAGAUAUACCGAUUGGGUAUUCUGGCCAUGAAUCUGGAGUCUGUAUUUCUGUGGCAGCUGUUGCGCUGGGAGCAAAGGUCAUUGAGCGCCACAUAACGUUGGACAAGACUUGGAAAGGAAAUGAUCACGCAGCUUCACUGGAUCCCUCUGAGCUGGCCGAACUGGUCCGCUCCAUCCGACUGGUGGAGAGGGCGAUGGGAAGUGGCAUAAAGCAGAUGUUACCCUGCGAGAAGCCGUGCCACGAUAAGUUGGGUAAAUCAGUGGUGGCUAAGGUGAAGAUCCCCAAAGGAACUCUCCUAACACUGGACAUGUUGGCUGUAAAGGUUGCUGAGCCAAUGGGUGUCCCACCUGAGGAUCUCUUCGAGCUGGUUGGAAAGGCUGUACUGGAGGAUGUGGAGGAAGACGAGUGUGUCACACCAGAGGUUGUUGACAGUUAUGGCAAAAAAAAGAAGUGCUAAAUCAUAUGAAGAUCAAACUGAGAUUAAUUAAUUAAUUCAGCAGAGUGACAUGAUUGGUGCAGCUGAACCUGAAAGUCGUGGACUUUUUUGAAGAAGUGAUUAUAAGUAAUAAAGAUGCAACAAACCAAUGAUACACUUUUUGGUCCGAUACCAGGUGAUAGGCUUCUUGCAUUUGUAAGAAUGGAAAAUGUUUUGCACUAAAAAUGAUCAAAUGU
This is a messenger RNA of Thalassophryne amazonica, 1424 nucleotides long. RefSeq names its product sialic acid synthase-like. NCBI's taxonomy places the organism in Eukaryota, Metazoa, Chordata, Actinopteri, Batrachoidiformes, Batrachoididae. The transcript is spliced from 6 exons. Gene Ontology annotation, molecular function: N-acylneuraminate-9-phosphate synthase activity. The coding region runs from base 130 to 1209 and encodes 359 amino acids. The record is from RefSeq and is a predicted model, not a curated record. Gene Ontology annotation, biological process: carbohydrate biosynthetic process.